Spodoptera exigua (beet armyworm) is the source of this 2452-nucleotide messenger RNA. NCBI's taxonomy places the organism in Eukaryota, Metazoa, Arthropoda, Insecta, Lepidoptera, Noctuidae. The record is from the annotation of a GenBank genome assembly.
GCGGCGCCGAUAGCGCGGGCCGCGGCCGUACUUCAGUUGUCCGCGUGCGUGCGCGCUGUGAAAGUCUCCCGCGCGACAUGCGGUCAGUUUCGGCCACGUCUACGACCACCGGCGCGGCUGGGCACGCCCAGCAUCACGGCAUGGGUGCACGAAGACAGAAGACGGACCUCCAUGUCGCCGUCUCCGAGCCCGCCGCCGCGCGCUCAGCCAGCCCCGCGCCCAGCCUGCGCAGCCAGAGGGCUAAACAAUACAGGGCCAGUUUGCCAGUUCGCACAGCGCGGCUUUUGCAGCGCUCCCGGACGCAGACGCCGUCGGACGCUGGCAUCAGUGAUGGCAGCGCAUCGCCUGCGCCGGCGCCCGCCUCGCUGCUGCAAGACGUGGUCGACAUUAAGACACUGCUGCUGCAGCUCAAGAGGGUCUUACAGGAGCCUGGGGAGGAGCAUCAUUCGAUGAGUAGCGAAACUCUCGACCCGUUGCUGGCGGCGUGCGCGGAGAGCCCCGCGCGCGGCAACGGGCGCCGCCCCCCCGCCUCGCCGCUGCACCCCGAUGCCUGCGCAGAGAUGCGCCGACAAAUACUCUAUCUACAGAGUCAGUUAGAGGAGCGUGACCGGUUGGUGCGUGUUCUGCAACAACAAAUGCUGCGUAUGGCCGAGAGCCACGAGCCGAGGCAGGACGACACAUGCAACGUGGCCACACAGACCGACCGGUUGCGGCCGCCGAUGAGCUCGGCGUUAACGAGUUCUGACAAUUCCGGAUUAGUGAGUUGGAAUGAACAAGCUAGCGUGAGGAAGCUGCCGUCUUACAGUGAAGCACAAAAGACUAAGAGACCUGUUACCAACGGGACUGUGAACAAAUGCCAGUGCGGUGUUAGGAAAGUGAACGGACUCAGUAACGGAGACGAGAACGUCGGCGACGCGGUGCAGCUGCGCACCAGUAGCCGCGUGGGCAGCAAGUACCUGCAGGCCGUGGCGUCGUGCGACGCGGGGUCCGGGCGGCGCUACGCCAAGCGCGACUCGUCGCUGGGCGAGCGCCACGAGCGCCGCGCGCCGCCCGCCGCCUGCCGCUCGCGGUCCAUCGAGAACUUCCAGCAGCAGCCGCUGAGCGCGGCGCCGGGUGCCCCCGCGUCGCGCCUGCACACGUCGUACGGCGAGCUCCGCGCGCGCGCGCCCAGCAAGGACAGCGUGCACCGCCACAGCCCGGGGCUCACGGGGCAGUCCACCGACACCGACUGCAGCUCCGACGGCGGGUACAAGUCGCUGCCCUCCUCCAUCAACUGCAGCGCCUCGCCCAAGAAGGUCAGCGGCAUCCCGCGGAGGUCUAUCGAACAAAAAUUCCUUUCCACUAAACACGUCAAAGCGAGUGCUAUAUGAUGUGAUGUUUCCGUUUAUUCCCGUAUUGUUGUGAUAUUAUUUUGAAUCGGUUUGCUGGACAGUGUCUGGACACUUGAAGAGUUUGUGUAUCAAUAUUCAGCUUGUAUGUCAUGUACCGGUUCCGUCAGUCCAUCUGCUUCGAGUGUCUGGCCACUGUCCGCAGGUGCGACGUGUGUGACUGCGAUUGUGACGUCACUCGGGCGCUAGAGCAACGCUUGUUCGCAUUUAUUUCCUCUCAUCGUAAAGCUAAUUAAUUAAGCUACGUUUAGUUGAACGAUGCCAAAUUAUAUCGAUGUUAUAGUUUGAUCUAAUAUCCUAAAAUCCUAUUGUAAGAUUUUAGUUUGACGAGAAAUUAAAUAUUUCAUAAUCCGAUGCUUAGUGCAUUUUAUUUUAUUGUAAUCAAAACGAAUAUUGACCUCCUGUAUAAAACAGUUAGUGGACUACCUUAAACGGAAACUAAUUUUGUAGAUUUAAUUUACAAAUUUGUAUACAGGCGAUAAAGUUAUCUUAGAUUUUCUAUGGUAGACAAACUAGUAAAUAAAGCUGUCAUAUGUGAUAAGAGUGGCUGUAAGACCAUAUAUUUAAUUUAUACCUACGACAUGAUAUCUUCCCUAUUGUUAAUCACUACGUAUGGUUACUUGUGUAUCGGACGUGACAUAAUCAAAUUUUACUUAUUCAUGUUUUACGAACAUUUAUUUGCUGUGUAAAGUUAUUUAGACAAAGUAGGUAUCAAAUAGGUACAAACAUCACUAGCUUGUGAGGCAUUUUUUAAUAUCCCAGAUGUCAUUUUAAAGCAUUUGUCGAAUCAAUGUUAAUGUAAUUUAAUGUUUAAAGUUAGUAAAUCGUAAUCUUGUGCAGAGCCUAAAGUUAAUGCUAUAUUGAUACCUAGAACGAUUACCUACAUAUGUACUUCAGGAAUAUAUUUCAAUUUAUUGUGUACUUAUGGCUACUUGUAUCUAUCCAAUAUAUUGCGCUUUCCUACGUUAGUUAUGUAAGUCUAAGCCCACUAGCUUUAGUAAAGAUUAUUUAAUUUAAAAAUUGAAGUUGUUUCAAUAAAUAAUUUUAAUUUUUGUUCGUUUUUA